CCGGCCGGGCUCCGUGAGUCGGUCGCCGGUCGCCUCGCCCGCCGCCGUGCCGGGCCGCCCUGGCCGAGACCAUGUUUGACAAGACGCGGCUGCCGUUCGUGGCCCUCGAUAUGCUCUGCGUGUUGCUGGCUUGCAUACCCAUGGCUGGUCUAAAUUUGGGCCGCAUAUAUCCAUUUCAGAGGGGCUUUUUCUGUACAGACACCAGCAUCCAGUAUCCGUACAAAGACAGUACCAUCCCAACCACCUUGCUCUCCAUAGUGGGGCUUGGCUUACCCAUAUCCUCUAUAAUUAUUGGAGAAACCUUGUCUGUUUACUUUAACCUCUUGCACUCGAAUUCCUUUAUCAGAAAUAACUACAUAGCCACUAUUUACAAAGGCAUUGGAACAUUCUUAUUUGGUGCAGCUGCUAGUCAGUCCCUGACUGACAUUGCCAAGUAUUCAAUAGGCAGACUGCGGCCUCACUUCUUGGAUAUUUGUGACCCAGAUUGGUCAAAAAUCAACUGCACUGCUGGUUACAUUGAAAACUUCAUUUGUCAAGGGAAUGCACAAAAAGUUAAGGAGGCCAGAUUGUCCUUUUACUCAGGCCACUCCUCGUUCUCCAUGUACUGCAUGCUGUUCGUGGCAUUUUAUCUCCAAGCCAGGAUGAAGGCAGACUGGGCAAGACUCCUGCGCCCCACACUGCAAUUUGGCCUUGUUGCUUCAUCCAUUUAUGUGGGACUUUCUCGAGUUUCUGAUUACAAACACCAUUGGAGUGAUGUGUUGACUGGGCUCAUCCAAGGAGCUCUGGUUGCAGUAUUAGUUGUUGUAUAUGUAUCAGAUUUCUUCAAGGACAGAAAUUCUUUUAAAGAAAGGAAAGAGGAAGAUUCUCAUACAACUCUGCAUGAAACACCCACAACAGGAAAUCACUAUGGAAACAGACACCAACCUUGAAGGUGGCAAGAGUGCCGAGAUGAAGCUGGCUUGCUAAGAGAAAAUGAUUGCCACCAGAAGGAUGUGUUUUCUUCCCAGUGUACAAGCCUUAAGGAACUGCUGCUGCUAUACCUCUUGGAUGCCCACUUGACCUGUGUGUAUAUAGUUACAUUUAACACAACAGUUAUCUAAUAGCUCUAACUUCAUUUAAAGAAAAUCAAGCCUUUCACAAAGUGUCCCACCUAUACAUUUUUUAUUAAAAAAUGUAAUGCUCAUGUACAAAUGUGUAUGUAAUAAGCUUUCU
Molecule: messenger RNA, 1212 nt
Organism: Talpa occidentalis (Iberian mole)
Lineage: Eukaryota; Metazoa; Chordata; Mammalia; Eulipotyphla; Talpidae
Gene: PLPP1
Product: phospholipid phosphatase 1
Exons: 6
Coding region: 72-929 (285 amino acids)
Biological process (GO): phospholipid dephosphorylation; phospholipid metabolic process; signal transduction
Molecular function (GO): phosphatidate phosphatase activity
Source: RefSeq, a predicted model, not a curated record